AUGGCCGGAGUCCCCCCGCUGUCCACGUCGUCGCGUGUUCUCGCGAGCAGCCUGGUUGGCGCCAACCUCGUCAUCGUACUUGGUAUGAUGCAGGUUGCCAAGAAGGUUCCCUUCGAAGAUCCCAAUGUGCUCAACAUCGUGCGAGGCAUCUACCUAUUCAGCAACUUCCUGAUCGCGGUUCUCUACUAUACCAUCUACCUCAAGAUCAACAAGAAGAAGGAUUUGACUACCCUCAAGUAUGUCGAGCCCGCGCCUAUGGGAUCCUCCGAGGAGCCCAAGCUUGUGACCACGACCAUCUACGCCUACGAUAACCAGCAGCUCCGCAACGCUUUCCGCGCGCAACUCAUGGGCAUUGUCCAUCAUCCCCUCAAGGGCGCUCUCGAGGGCAACCUUACCAAGAUCCAUAUCUUCGGCCAGCCCGCCUCGGGCGAUCUCAAGCGCCCCUUCAAGCAGGCCGCCGGUCUUAUGGCUGGUCUCCAGAAUGGAGCUGCUCAGAGCGACAAGAAGGCCGUCGAAGCCGCCGAGAAGGCCGGCCGUGGAGGCGCCAAGGAAGAGUAA
Molecule: messenger RNA, 558 nt
Organism: Parascedosporium putredinis
Lineage: Eukaryota; Fungi; Ascomycota; Sordariomycetes; Microascales; Microascaceae
Source: the annotation of a GenBank genome assembly